ACUAGCAAAUCGGCAGCUUGGACGUACGAAAGCAAUGGCGUUCUCAUCCUUGCAGGACCUCUUCGUCCCGUUCAUCGUGCUACUUCUGCCCCUGUACUACUACCUCGUAUUUUUUAGGAGCUCGAAGACAAGUAGCAACCCACGACUUCCCACGGACUGGCCAGUGGUUGGCAUGCUCCCUUCCCUCGUUGCCAACCACCACCGCUUCGACGACUACGCGGCCGCCAUCCUCGCCGCCACGGACGGCAGCUUCGAGGCGCGCGGCCCACCAGUCUCCGGCCUGCGGUUCUUCUGCACGUGCGACCCGGCGAACGUGCGGCACAUCUUCGUGUCAAGCUUCGCCAACUACCGCAAGGGCGAGGAAUUCGCGUCCUUCUUCGACGUCAUGGGCGACAGCUUCUUCAACGCCGACGGCGAGUCGUGGCGCUGCCAGCGCGCCUGGGUGCAGCACGUGCUCCUCCUCCGCCACGUUGUGCCGCAGACAUGGUGGAAGCUGGCGAGGAGGCUGAGGAUCGGGUACGAGCGAAAGAUGGUGGUGGCCUGGCGCACCAUCGACCAGUUCAUUGCCGACACGAUCGCGAAGCAUCGUGCGCAGAAAGCGAUAGGCUGCAUCAAGGACUCAACAUACUUGCUCUCGUCCUACAUCAACGACUAUGAGGAAGACUCAGACACCCUCGACACGUUCCUGCAUGACACUACCAUCAACCUCCUGCUCGCCGGCCGCGACAGGACGGGUUCGGCGCUGUCCUGGUUCUUCUACCUCCUCACCAGGAACCCGCGCGUGGUGGCCAAGAUACUGCAGGAACUCGAGUCCGUCAAAAGCACCGCCGCCACCCCGGACGGCAUGGUGACCUUCGACCCGGACGAGCUCGGCCGGCUCGCGUACCUGCACGCCGCGUUGUGCGAGUCCCUCAGGCUGUACCCGCCCGUGCCGCAGGAGCUCAAGGAAGCGGUCGCAGCCGACGUGCUGCCUAGCGGGCACGAGGUGCGGCCCGGGGACAGGGUCCUGGUGUCGCUGUACGCGAUGGGGAGGAUGGAGGACUUGUGGGGCAGGGACUGCAGGGAGUUCAGGCCGGAGCGGUGGAUCGCGGAGGACGGCAGGGUGAGGUACGUGCCGUCGUACAAGUUCAUGUCCUUCAACUCCGGGCCCCGGAGCUGCCUCGGCAAGGACAUGGCGUUUGUGCAGCUCAAGGCCGCCGCGGCGGCCGUUGUGAAGAACUUCGAGAUCGAGGCGGUGCCGGGGCACGUCGUGGAGCCCAAGCUAUCCAUCAUUCUUCACAUGAUCGAUCGAUGGCUGUCGGAAAAGGGGAACAAUAAUUAAGCACGUGUGUUAGUAUAAUGGUCAGUAGCUAGCGCUUGACCAGCCGGUACGUUAGCUGACAUGUAUGUAUACUAGAAGGUGCAUGCACGUACUCGUGUUUGCGUACGUGUACGCUCGGUCGAUCUUUGCUUCUUCACUUAUCUAAAAGCCAGAGUGCUGAUUGCAUUGUACUA
Phragmites australis (common reed) is the source of this 1494-nucleotide messenger RNA. RefSeq names its product noroxomaritidine synthase 1-like. Gene Ontology annotation, molecular function: heme binding; iron ion binding; oxidoreductase activity, acting on paired donors, with incorporation or reduction of molecular oxygen. NCBI's taxonomy places the organism in Eukaryota, Viridiplantae, Streptophyta, Magnoliopsida, Poales, Poaceae. The record is from RefSeq and is a predicted model, not a curated record.